Molecule: messenger RNA, 5228 nt
Organism: Xenopus tropicalis (tropical clawed frog)
Lineage: Eukaryota; Metazoa; Chordata; Amphibia; Anura; Pipidae
Gene: kif7l
Product: kif7 like
Exons: 12
Coding region: 224-3160 (978 amino acids)
Source: RefSeq, a predicted model, not a curated record
CAAAGCCCCCUCCCUGCUCCUGCCCCACCCAUAUCUCAUGAGGCAAAUUCCCCAGUCAGCGGAGACUCAGUGCGACAGGCUCCCAGCUAACACCUUGCACCUCCAAAAUUGUAUCAUCCUGUAGGGCGCAGUCUGUACAAAGAAGCAAGAUUUAUACAUCGACGCUGCAGGAAUUUGGGUGGAUUUCUAUAGAAAUCUCAUUUCAGAGAGAGUUGGAACCGAGAUGGCAAAACAGUCCAUCGAUUCAAAAGAUGAUGCCAAAGAGAAAAAAAAUAAGCUCAAGGAGAAGAUAGGUGAGGUCCUGGAGAAGAAAGAUGAGCUUAAGGAGAAGAAAGAUGAGCUCAAGGAGAAGAGAGAUGAGCUCAAGGAGAAGAUAGGUGAGCUCAAGGAGAAGAAUGAUGAGCUCAAAGAGAAGAAAGAUAAGCUCAAGGAGAAGAAAGGUGAGCUCAAGGAGGAAGAAGAUCUGAAGGAGAAGAUUGAGGACAUAAUGUUAGGGAAGGUAGAUGACAUCAAUAACAGCAUAGGUGAAAUUAAAGUGCAGAAACAUGACAUCAUGGAGAAGAAAGAUGAGCUCAAGGAGAAGAAAGAUGAGCUCAAGGAGGAAGAAGAUCUGAAGGAGAAGAUUGAGGACAUAAUGUUAGGGAAGGUAGAUGACAUCAAUAACAGCAUAGGUGAAAUUAAAGUGCAGAAACAUGACAUCAUGGAGAAGAAAGAUGAGCUCAAGGAGGAGAAAAAAGAACAGAAGGAGAAGACAGAGAACAUCAUUGUCAACAACAAAAAGCAGAUAGAUGACAUGAUGAAGAAGAAAGAUAAGCUCAAGGAGGAGAAAAAAGUACAGAAGGCGAAGACAGAGAACAUCAUUGAAAAGAGGGAUGACAUUGUCAACAACAAAGAGCAGAUAGAUGACAUCAUGAAGAAGAAAGAUGAGCUCAAGGAGGAGGAAAAAGAACAGAAGGGAAAGACAGAGAACGUCAUUGAAAAGAGGGAUGACAUUGUCAACAACAAAGAGCAGAUAGAUGACAUCAUGAAGAAGAAAGAUGAGCUCAAGGAGGAGGAAAAAGAACAGAAGGAGAAGACAGAGAACGUCAUUGAAAAGAGUGAUGACAUUGUCAACAACAAAGAGCAGAUAGGUGACAUCAGGGGGAAUGAAGAUGAGCUCAAGACGUCAGUGGAAGAGACGGGGGAUGUCAGUAUUGAGGAAACUGGGAAAGAUGUAUCCGAUAUUAAACUGACAGAAGACCUUACAGAUAAUUUGAGAAUGGAAAAUGCAAUAAAUGUAAAAUCCCUGAAUACGAAUCCUGUGAUUGAAGAGAAGGGAAAGAAUUUGCAGCCAGGAAGCUCCCCUGAGCAAGGCAGUAUGGGAGGGUGUGAGGCCACGGGGUACAGGAGCGACUGUAUCCAUGAUCCAGCUGAGCUGACGCUAACUACAGAAAGCAUGGAAGGCGUCUGUGAAAAAAACUUCUUGUCUUUUGAGAAGAAUCCCAGUGCCCUGGAUAAAGAAGAGGACUUGUACACAGGCACAGGAACAACUGAUGGAGAUGAGACAACGGGGCAGGGAAGGAGUGAUUGUACCCACAAUCCAGGGGAGCUGACACUUACUGCAGAAAGCAGGGAAGGCUUUGGAGUUCCUGCGAAACUAAACUUUGAGGAGGGGUUCUUGUCUGGGUCUGUGAGGAAGAAUCCCAGUGCCCAGGACAAUGGAGAGGAUUUGUACAAAUACACAGGAACAGCUGAUAGGGAUGAGCAAACAGGGCCGGGCAGGAGUGAUUGUACCCGCAAUCCAGGGGAGCUGACACUCACUGCAGAAAGCAUGGGAGGCUUUGGAGACAAAAUUCCUGGAGCACAAAACUUUGAAGAAGAGUUUUUGAAAAAUAAUCUCAGUGCCCAGAACAAUGAAGAGGAUUUGUACAGAGGAACAAUGGAAACAGAUGAGAAAGUGGGGCAGGACAGCACCACAGAGAUUAUAUUGCCCACAGAAAAGCCAGAGUGUCUGGAAGUGGGCCAUGAAGCCCAAAAGAACAGAAAGGACAUGUGUCCAGAGAACUCAUCAGCCAACAAGCCAAACGUCCAGCCAGCAGCCGAGAAUGGGACCAUGGGGAGAGAAGCCCUCAGUAAAAGAACAGAGAAGCACAAACUUUGUAGGAAGAAGAAGAAGGAAAAUGAGAAAAUUAAAAAUUUGGGGGACCCAAAGCUUCCUGAUCUUCCUGAAAUCAUAGUCCUACUGAUACGACUCAUGUUUUCAGCUCUGAUAUCAGUGCGAUGGAACGGCUGGCUUAGAUUUCUAGUUCCCCUGCUGAGCAUCUGUGUUACGUCAUCUUCGUUGUGUUCCUCGUGCCAAAUCCAUGAAUUCUGCACUGGGGAAGAUCUGCUGAACCAGCCCUUGACAAUCAGUAAAGCCGGCAAGGAGAAUUUCUGCAGUUUCCAGUUUACUGGCCAUUCUCUUACAGCAAAAUGUAAUGAAUUAGUGGUGGAACUGAGCGAGACACGGAAGUGUGUGCUCCUAUACGUGCCAGGUCUGGUAUAUAAGGAUUUAUUUUUGGAAUAUGGCACUGGCCGUACACCUCCCGUUCCAGUUGCACUUGCAGGAUGUUGUGACAAUUCCCCAAUUGGAAGCAGUGAAGCCAACUACUCCAGACAGAUUUCUGCUCCUCCACCAACACAGAGCUUUACUAGGGAACCUGUGGAAGUGGCAAUUAUAGUACCAAUUCUUAUUGUUGGCUUCCUUUUAAUUAUACUUGUGGUUUAUAUAUAUAAAAGGAAAAGACCUAAGCAAGGUGCCGCUGAGCAUGUGGGAAACCAAACUGAUCAGAGAGACGUGGCUAUUGAAAUGGGACGACUGGGGGCGGUUGGUGCUACAGGGGACAACCAUGAACCAGACAAGCCUCAUUCUAAUGGGGAGAUUGUCAGAGUGAAUCAAGAGAACCUUAGACCAGGAGGGGGCGCUGUCUCCGUGAAGGAGAGUCCUGAAGAAGACCGGAGUGAACAUAAUGGGGACACCGUUUCCCCAGUGGGAAUUCCUGUACAAGAGAAUCCCGAAAUGGAUUUGGGUACAAGCUCUUGCCCAGGAGAGACUGCACCAAGAGACGGUGUAACUGAGCCUUUACUGAUCCAUAAGGAAACACACAGGGGUGUUAGAAACAGUAAUGAAAACUCCCUCUAACGAUGAGGCUAAAUUGCAGCAUCACCUUCUUGGUGGUCAUUUUUAAUGUUUAUAUUCUACUUGAUUAUUACGCAUAGCGCUGACAUUAAUGCACAUAUUGUAUCUAUAUGGUGUAUUGUAUCUGUAAACAUGGAAUGUCUGACAUGUCUGACCGCUGUGCCCAUCUCCCAUCCAUGAUGCCACCUGGUACUGUGGUGCAUCUGGUGGAACUGGGCCCGGUAUCUACUGGAACCAAUUGAGGCAGAAAAACAAAACUGGCUAUAGCAGUGGGGGAUACUGGAAAUAAUUGUGGUACAAAUGAUUUAGAGUUGAUUGUUGGCCAGUAGUGCCAGAAGCCUUCAGUGCCAAGUGCCUUGCGCCAGCGGUUACAAUAGAGGGUCUGGGAUGGCAGAUACAUGGACACAUUCAAGAAAGGGUUGAAUUCCUUCUUAGCAAGGGAGAAAAUACACAGUUACUGAAAUAAACUCUUAGUACUAGGUUGGUACAAGGACUGGUCUGAUUGCCCUUUAGAAGACAGGAAGGAUUUUUUUGGGUGGGGUGUUUUGCUUUCCUCUGGAGCAGAUAGAAAGGUUUCAUUUGGACAAACAGGGUGAACCUGAUGGACGUGUGUCUUUUUACAACCACAAAUACUUUGUUACCAUGUUAAUAGUCUGGGCAUAUGUAUCACAGUGGUACUUCUGCCCCUUUGAGGUUUGCUUUGAAACCAGAGUAAGCAGAACAGUCCCUUCCCAUCAUCCCCCUUAGAACGGGAAGCUGCCCAAUGGGGAUAGUGGAACAGCAGGAAGCUGCCCAAUGGGGACAGUGGAACAGCAGGAAGCUGCCCAAUGGGGACAGUGGAACAGCAGGAAGCUGCUCAAUGGGGAAAGUGGAACAGUAGGAAGCUGCCCAAUGGGGAUAGUGGAACAACAGGAAGAUGCCCAAUGGGGAUAGUGGAACAGCAGGAAGCUGCUCAAUGGGGACAGGGGAACAGCAGGAAGCUGCCCAAUGGGGACAGUGGAACAGCAGGAAGCUGCUCAAUGGGGAUAGUGGAACAGCAGGAAGCUGCUCAAUGGGGACAGUGGAACAGCAGGAAGCUGCCCAAUGGGGAUAGUGGAACAACAGGAAGAUGCCCAAUGGGGAUAGUGGAACAGCAGGAAGCUGCUCAAUGGGGACAGGGGAACAACAGGAAGAUGCCCAAUGGGGAUAGUGGAACAACAGGAAGAUGCCCAAUGGGGAUAGUGGAACAGCAGGAAGCUGCUCAAUGGGGACAGGGGAACAGCAGGAAGCUGCCCAAUGGGGACAGUGGAACAGCAGGAAGCUGCUCAAUGGGGAUAGUGGAACAGCAGGAAGCUGCCCAAUGGGGAUAGUGGAACAGCAGGAAGCUGCUCAAUGGGGACAGGGGAACAGCAGGAAGCUGCCCAAUGGGGAUAGUGGAACAACAGGAAGAUGCCCAAUGGGGAUAGUGGAACAGCAGGAAGAUGCCCAAUGGGGAUAGUGGAACAGCAGGAAGCUGCCCAAUGGGGAUAGUGGAACAACAGGAAGAUGCCCAAUGGGGAUAGUGGAACAGCAGGAAGCUGCUCAAUGGGGACAGUGGAACAGCAGGAAGCUGCCCAAUGGGGACAGUGGAACAACAGGAAGCUGCCCAAUGGGGAUAGUGGAACAACAUUCCCCCUUACAGCAGUUCAUCUGAUUUAAUACAUUUCCAUUGAGUCUGCAGGGCCAAUAACUGACCAGAUCCAUAUUAUUAGUUACUUUAUAUUACAGUUUCCAUUAUUUUGUCCACCACCCUGUUUCUUGAUUUCUUGAAUAGAGCGGAUUAAUGGGGUCUCAUUUGAAGCAGAUCUGUCUGUUUUCAGAACAAUACACCAGGCUUUGCUGCUUUUAGUUAAUUAGUGGAAUAUUUACUCUGUUGCUCAUGAUAGGCCGGGAGAUGUAGGGUUUCUUAGAGAGAGAACAAUGGAAAUGACAUAAGACUGAAACCUUUACAGAAGCUAUGGGGAGUGACGAGCAAAUAUUUUAAUAUAAUAACAUGAAUUACUGUAUGAGCUUUGCUUCUUUUAAUAAAAUGAUUUUCCUGUUUAACUGAUAA